Messenger RNA from Rhincodon typus (whale shark), 405 nucleotides. RefSeq names its product (E3-independent) E2 ubiquitin-conjugating enzyme UBE2O-like. The record is from RefSeq and is a predicted model, not a curated record. Lineage: Eukaryota; Metazoa; Chordata; Chondrichthyes; Orectolobiformes; Rhincodontidae. Bases 40 to 405 code for a protein of 121 amino acids. The transcript is spliced from 3 exons.
GCUGUUGAGAUUCUGAAAACCAGCACCAGUGUCGAUGUGAUGUGGCAGGAUGGUACAGUAGAGAAAAAUAUUCGAUCCAAUGACUUGCUGCCAGUUCAUCAUGUGGACAAUAAUGAGUUUUGCCCUGGAGACUUUGUGCUGGAUAAACGUGCACAAGGACCUCAGGAUGUUGGCGUGUAUGGAGUCGUGCAGUCUGUUGACCACAUUGGACGGACGUGUUCAGUGAAGUGGUUCAAACCAAAAGCGAAUGGCACAGAGAUAGAGAUGCUGGGAUGCGAGGAAGAUAUUAGUGUUUAUGACAUUGCUGAUCAUCCAGAUUUCCAUUUCCGCAUCACUGAUAUCGUGAUCCGUAUCGGAAAUGUGGAAGAAGGGCGAACGUUGCCGAAGGACAAUGAGGUAAUGUAA